Blepharisma stoltei is the source of this 1068-nucleotide messenger RNA. The record is from the annotation of a GenBank genome assembly. NCBI's taxonomy places the organism in Eukaryota, Ciliophora, Heterotrichea, Heterotrichida, Blepharismidae.
AUGUUGAAGAAUUUAGUGCUGGCUAUGGUUCUUGCCAUUUCCUCCGCAAGGUGGCUAAACAAUCACAGCGAAGAUCUGCUCUCAACAAUUUCUUGCAAGUCGUAUUCUUGUAAGACCUCAAACGUCACUAUUCCUACAGGAUCAUGUGGUUUGGUAUCAGGCACAAACGUUUACUUAACUCCAUGCUCUUCCACCUCCACCACCCCAUACUGUAACACUACAAACUUGAAUCUCACCUGCAGAGCCACACCUGCAGUUGCUGCUCUCCAAAAUUACCCUGGAGAGCCAUGCUCUGCUCAAACAGAUUGCAAAUUUGGAAUUUGCACUAGUUCCAAAUGCACAGGACAGUCAAAAGGAGACACCUGCACUCUCCACGAGCAAUGCAAUCCUGGACUUAUGUGUUCAGCAGGAGGAGUUUGCGCUACUCAAAUUGGUAUAGGAGUAUCUGGCUGUAGAAGCUAUCUCGACUGUGUCAAUUAUGCAAGCUGCAAUGCAACUUAUUCAUCAUCAAAUGGAACUUGCACUCAAUAUUCUACAGUUGCUAAUGGACUAGUCGUAACAGACUGCCAAAACGGGCUGUCUGAAAUGUGUGCCUCUGGAUAUUGCACUAAAACGGGAAACUUUUAUGGACAAUUAGGAGUCUGUUCAACUGCUCCUACUAGUAGCAAAACAUUACCAACAAAUUGCACGCAAAAUACAGAUUGUUUAGGGACAGAUGGAACAAAUAUGUACUUAAGCACAUGCCAAUGCGGCUAUAAUUCUGCAGGCCAAUCAUAUUGCAAUCCAUUCAUAGGAGAUGCUCCAGGCCAAAGUUUGAUUAAUAAAUGGGUGACAGCGCUCAAGGCAUCAGCUUCUGUAUGCAAUACUGUUAGAAGAGACGCAGAUUCUUGCUUAUCACUAAUUGGAAAACUAGAUGAUAUUAAUGCAGCUGAUUUCUAUUGGAAUUAUUAUCCUAAAGUGCAAGGAAAUGACCUUUGUGUUCAAAGUAUCUAUACAAGCCUAUACUGGGCUGCUUCAAAUGCCAAUCUUAUCACUUUUACAGUGAUGAUAGUUUCUUUGUGGAUUUAA